CUGCGGAGUCAGAUGCUUGAACUGGAAGGCGGGGGCACAUCAAAGCCGGGAAACGAGGCCCUGGGGGGUUUGGGUGCAGCAGGGCUUUCUUUUGGUGCCACCAGAAUAUUCGUUGCUUCUCCCUCUCUCCACUGGCUUGAAUGGAUCGCUCCAUCCAUUUUACCCCCCUCUCCUGGGGCGCAAUGGAAUGUUCCAGUGCCCCUCCGGUCCCGGGCCGCGUUACGGGGGACGCCCGCACAGUUGCCAGGGAAAGCCCCGGACGUGACGGCUUUGCGCGACCCCGAGCGGCCCUCCCCGCUUCCAAGCCGUCGUUCCUGGCGGGCUGACUUCUCACACCCACUUCCCUACCCCGUGGGUUCCAGUCGGGAGAAGUAAACAGCGGGAAGACCGAGGCCUACGGGGACACGGGCCAGGUGGGAGGCUGCGCUCUGCGGGGAGUCCUGGCUUGCUGUUCUGGAGUGGUCCAGAACCCCGGCUUGCGCGUGGUUGCCAGGAGCAUGCUGGGGCUCAGGGGGCAGCAGCUGCCCUGGACCUGGGUCCUGCUCCUACUGCCGGUUUGGUUGCUGCUGCCCGCAGCCCCCGCACCCCGCAGCACUUCCUACAAGCCGGUCAUCGUGGUGCAUGGGCUGUUUGACAGCUCGUACAGCUUCCGCCACCUGCUGGAAUAUAUCAACGAGACACACCCGGGGACUGUGGUGACCGUGCUGGAUCUCUUUGAUGGGCGAGAGAGCUUGCGACCCCUGUGGGAACAGGUGCAAGGCUUCCGAGAGGCUGUGGCCCCCAUCAUGGCCAAGGCUCCUCAAGGAGUGCACCUCAUCUGCUACUCUCAGGGGGGCCUUGUGUGCCGGGCGCUGCUCUCGGUCAUGGAUGAUCAUAACGUGGAUUCUUUCAUCUCUCUCUCCUCGCCACAGAUGGGACAAUAUGGGGAUACUGACUACCUGAAGUGGCUGUUCCCCACCUCCAUGAGGUCCAACCUCUACAGGAUCUGCUAUAGCCCCUGGGGCCAGGAGUUCUCUAUCUGCAACUAUUGGCACGACCCUCACCAUGAUGACUUGUACCUCAAUGCCAGCAGCUUCCUGGCUCUCAUCAAUGGAGAAAGAGACCAUCCCAACGCCACUGCAUGGCGAAAGAACUUCCUUCGUGUGGGCCGCCUGGUGCUGAUUGGGGGUCCUGACGAUGGUGUGAUCACUCCCUGGCAAUCCAGCUUCUUCGGUUUCUAUGAUGCAAAUGAGACCGUCUUGGAGAUGGAAGAUCAACUGGUUUAUCUACGCGAUUCUUUCGGCUUGAAGACUCUGUUGGCGCGGGGGGCCAUAGUGAGGUGUCCGAUGGCCGGGAUCUCCCACACAACCUGGCAUUCCAACCGCACCCUCUAUGAAACCUGCAUCAAACCCUGGCUCUCCUGAGGAUGCUUUUGGGGCUCCCCAGGAACUCCUCAGCCCAGAGACCUGAUGGGGGUCUUGGAAAGCAAGUGGUCUGGUGCGCCUGUGACCACCUCCCGGAUCCCACACUGCCCCCACCAACCAGGGCUCCCAGAUUCGCCUCCUCUGCUCCUCCCCCUACAAGUGACAGGUCCUGGGCUUCCCUACCUCAUGCCCUCUUGUUUGGAGGGUGCUCCGGGCUCCCCCUUUCUCCCGGGGCUGAGGUUGGGAUGUGAGGAUCCAGGUUUUUAACUUUUGGCUGCUGCUGCUGCUCCUCCUCCAUAUCUGGCUGCACAGGAGGAGAACCCAGCCCCUGUGUGCCAUAGGGGCCUCCUUCCCUCAGGCCACUCAGGACAUUUGUAGCUUCUGUUCUCUCAUGUUCCCUUCUCUGAACUCCCCUGUGUGUCAGCUCUUCUCACUCCCAAGCAAGACCAAGUGAGAGUGAGGCUCCCCUAUGGGGACAGUUCCGUUUUUGAAGUGUCAGUGUUGGGGAAUAUCUGUGGCCUGUGAGGCCCAUCUCAGGUUUGGGGAUCCCCCAGUCCCUAUGAUCAGUGUUGGGGUACCCCUGGGGGCCUAGUUUCUUUGAGGCCCCAGCCCCUCUUUUAACUGCCCUAGAAUGGGUGUUUCUCCUGUAUUUAUGGGAAUAAAGUUGCAUUCCUCAGUGUGGCUUGGCUC
Messenger RNA from Ochotona princeps (American pika), 2093 nucleotides. RefSeq names its product palmitoyl-protein thioesterase 2 (gene PPT2). Gene Ontology annotation, cellular component: lysosome. Gene Ontology annotation, molecular function: palmitoyl hydrolase activity; thiolester hydrolase activity. The transcript has 9 exons. The coding region runs from base 498 to 1403 and encodes 301 amino acids. The record is from RefSeq and is a predicted model, not a curated record. NCBI's taxonomy places the organism in Eukaryota, Metazoa, Chordata, Mammalia, Lagomorpha, Ochotonidae.